AUGCCAAUCAAGCUUCCCAAAGGCUUCGCCCGACGAAAAUCGUCUGGCAACGCUCUAGAGGAAGUGGAAAACCCUCCUCAGUCUUCAUUCAGGGUUUUUGAGCGACCGUCUGGUGACAAAAAGUCCUUCGGUGAUGGCAACCUAGUGUCGAAGAGGUUAAGCGAAGGCCAGCCUUUGUACUCACCAUCGGAAGAUGACAAUAACAUUUUCGCUGCGCAUAAAUCCCAGCCUCCCAAGAACCUAAAUUUCUACGAAGGCACACCGUCUGCUCGAGUACGUCCGUCAACGCGCCAGUCAGCAGACGGGCCAUCUCAACCUGAGCUUCAAUCCCCACAUACUCGAAACCUAUACGAUAUACCGAUACCUCCCCUGUCCGGUGCAAUUCGUGCUGCUGGCCGUACCUUUUCCUUCGGUGGGAGAUUCUCGAAGGCCCCUGUGCCGACUCCUCCACCCCAGCCGUCUACGCCUGGUCCCUCAAGAAGCAGAGCAAUGACAACCAGCACGUCGAGUACUGCUACACCGCCAAGGCUCCCAGAAACCCAAUUACAGAUUGGUAAAAUUGAAGACGACUUUCAAAACAUGUUUGGCGAUUUUGAGAAUCGCCACGGUGUGCAGAAGGAUUUAUCCUCUCAAAAUAAACCAGGCUCACCUGGACCGUCAACCCGACCAGAUGCCUUCACCCGCAAGGAAGACAAGAUCUCGCGCCCGUCACCAAUUGACACUGAUCGAUCAAGAGAAGUGGAACCUUCUCCGUAUUCCUGGGACAGCCGGCACUCGGAAGAGGGUCUCCUCACCACGCUCGAUUCGCCUAUCGAACAACUAGGAGCUGGGCCAGACCACCGCGAUACUAAUACAAUCUCUAUUGGAGAACGGCGCAAGUCUUCAGCUCUGUCUAAUGCAGUCCCUUUAGCGACAACUUCCCAUCGCUCCUUGGCAAAACCUCGAACCGUAGCGGAUGGAGGACUGAGAAGAAGUGGGAUAUACUCCAGCAAACGGGAUUCUGAACCCAUUGAAGACGAAGAUGCUAAGCUGAUCAGAGAUUCUGUUUACUCGACCCAGAGAAGCUCUCAGGCAGUAUUCGCGUCUGACCAAGAAGGCUCUGAUGCCGAAAAUGACGCUCCUCUUUUUGGUCAUGGAGAUACAAACGUGUUUCAUACUCAUCAUCAUCGAAAAUCCCAACCGAAAGAAUCAUUGAACUCACCCACCCUUUCAGAUCAUCACCUCGACUUCUCAAUUGCAGCACAUGCUCGCUUGGCUGAACAGUACGAGAAAGCUCAGCCAGUGCCGGCUCCGUUCUCGAACAAAGUUAUGACUCCUUCCCAGUUCGAACAUUAUCGCCAGCAGCAGGAGCUUAGAAGGUCGAAUAGUCACGCCUCGAAGAGCGAGAAUUCCGCCGAGAGUGACUAUGAGGAGGAGGAUGAGGUGGAGAAGGAUCGCGAAGCAGAUAGACAACGGCGAAAACAAGAGGCUCACUUGUCUGUUUACCGACAACAAAUGAUGAAGGUGACCGGCCAGGAUUCUCCGGCACCAGCUCUGAGACCUGCUAUGGAUCGAGCUAGUAAGAGUGCACCAAAUCUAUUACACCCGGGAAAUAUAUCAGGGAGUGGCAAAAGCAGUGAUGGGGACGGGGACGAAGAUGAGGAAAUCCCUCUAGGGAUUUUGGCUGCCCACGGGUUUCCCAACAGAAACCGGCCUCCAACUCGUCUAACACCGUCUAACUCUAUACCAAAUCUUCGUGCUUCUUUCCAACAGCCGUAUGUGUCGUCACCUGGAUCUGUUGCAGAGCACGACGUCAAUAACCGCGGUAGUUUGCCUGUCUUCGCUCGAAACCUGCCACGGGAUCCUUAUUUUGGUGCAAGCCUGGUGAAUCCUUCCAACAGGGAGUCUCUGGCUCUGGGAGGAGGUGCAUCAGUUCACGGUGGGCCCUCUCCAGCGCUGCCCCCCGGAGGAUUAGUAGGUGUCAUUGCAACGGAGGAGCGAGCAAGAGCAAUGAGACGAGGAAGCCCUAACACCCAAGCCAUGUACGACUUCCAAGCUGGGAUGUCUGUGCCGCCUGCCCAUCCUGGUGGCGUCCCAAGACCAUACACGAUGAUGAAUUUGAGCUCGGCCAAUACGGCUGGUAUGCAACCCACGGUCUCCGCAACAGAACAGGCACAAAUACAGCUGUCUCAGCAGAUGACGCAAAUGGUCCAGAUGCAAAUGCAAUGGAUGCAGCAGAUGAUUCAGAUCCAAGGUGGACAGAGUAAUCAACUCAUGCUCCCCGGAGGAACCCCACCCACGCUGAAUGCUAAUGUGAAUGUACGGCCAUCGUCCAUGCCGUCUGCUGGCAACAUCAACAACGCCCCUGGUGUCUAUCAGAGCGAUCAGCGGACGCUGAGCAUGCUUGAUCCCAACGCCUCUUCACGUCUCAAUAGUACAGCCAUGCCAUAUGCAUCGGGUGGUCUCAGGCCCAGCACACCAGCAGGGAAAGGCUAUGCGCCGUCCAUUGCUCCCUCGGAACGCAGCAAUGUUGGUCUCGCGCCUCGUUAUAGGCCAGUCUCAACAAUGCAGCCCGAAUUUGGGAGUACAAACGCCUCUUUCAUGUCGAAACCAUGGAAUGAUGAAAACCCAAGAUCAUCGGUCUCAGUUACCACCCCGGCCGGGUCACAUAUGUCGAGGGCCGCCAUUCAUCCAGUGACAAGUGAUAGCAGGCCAGUUGACACUGGGAAACCGAACACUGGUACCGAGCCUGACGAUGAAGACGAUGACGAAGGCUGGGCCGAAAUGAUGAAGAAACGAGAAGAUAAACGCAACAACUGGAAGAUGAAGAAAGAAACAUCGAGCUUCGGUGACCUACUAAAUGCUGUGCAUUGA
Molecule: messenger RNA, 2853 nt
Organism: Aspergillus heteromorphus CBS 117.55
Lineage: Eukaryota; Fungi; Ascomycota; Eurotiomycetes; Eurotiales; Aspergillaceae
Exons: 3
Coding region: 1-2853 (950 amino acids)
Source: RefSeq, a predicted model, not a curated record